Messenger RNA from Aspergillus melleus, 1047 nucleotides. RefSeq lists its product as uncharacterized. The coding region runs from base 1 to 1047 and encodes 348 amino acids. The transcript is spliced from 3 exons. The record is from RefSeq and is a predicted model, not a curated record. Lineage: Eukaryota; Fungi; Ascomycota; Eurotiomycetes; Eurotiales; Aspergillaceae.
AUGACUGUCACGUCUCGAGGACGUGAGAUGAUCGCCAUCGUCUCGGUGCUGGUGGGCGUCUCCUUAAUCACGGUGAUCAUGCGUGUAAUUGCGCGGUUGAAACGAAGAGUCAAGUUCGGUCUUGACGACUAUCUCUGCUUUCUCUCCAUGGGUCUUCUCCUGGCUAUGUUGAUUGAGUUGGUUUUAUGGGUAACAAUCGGAGGCAACGGUGCACACAUGGACGAUCUAGAUACAAAGACCCUCAUGAACUUCUCCAAGAUCUUCCUUGCCAACCAAUUCACCUACUUCGUUCUCUGCCCCGCCAUCAAAAUCUCCAUCAUCUGCUUCUACCGCCGCAUCUUCACCAUGCGACCCUUCCAAUGGACGACCCUCGGCCUAAACACCCUCAUCGCCCUCUGGGGCACGGGGAUCUUCCUCGCCUGCGCCCUCCAAUGUCGCCCCCUCCGCGGCUACUGGGACAAGAGCGUCGACGGCCACUGCUUCGACUCGAACAAAUUCUUCAUCGUCAACCAAGUCUUCAACGUCCUCAUGGACUUCGUCAUCCUGGCCCUCCCCGUCCCCAUGAUCUGGAACUUGCAACGCGCCUGGCAGGACAAGCUCGCGCUGAACGGCGUCUUUGCGCUCGGCGCCUUCGUCUGCUUCGCCAGUAUCUACCGCAUCGUCGUCCUCUUCUGGAUCAAGCCCUACGACACCACGUAUACCGUCUACCAGGCCACGCUGUGGACGCACAUCGAGCCCUCCAUCGGCCUGAUCUGCUCGUGUCUGCCCAUCGCGAGAGGCCUGUUCCCGCGCUUCAAGAUCCCCGGAAGCCGCAAGUACGCCACCGCGCCGUACUACAUCAAUACCGAUAUCACGGCUUCGCAUUUCGCCGUGUCCAGUCCCAAGUCUCCUGCGUCCGAGUAUUACAAGAUGGACGACGUCUCGCGUGCCACGAGUGCCACUAUCCCGGACCCCGAGAGUAAUCGGUACCUCGGUCCCAUGGAUAUUCAGGUCCGUACGGAGAUCGAUAUUAAGCAGGAUACGGCGUCGAUGAUAUCGCAACGUUGA